Molecule: messenger RNA, 1222 nt
Organism: Andrographis paniculata
Lineage: Eukaryota; Viridiplantae; Streptophyta; Magnoliopsida; Lamiales; Acanthaceae
Product: WRKY transcription factor 22-like
Exons: 3
Coding region: 166-1065 (299 amino acids)
Biological process (GO): regulation of DNA-templated transcription
Cellular component (GO): nucleus
Molecular function (GO): DNA-binding transcription factor activity; transcription cis-regulatory region binding
Source: RefSeq, a predicted model, not a curated record
UUUCUCUCAAUAAAAAAAUAAAAAAUAAAAUUAAUAAUAAUAAUAAAAUUAAUAUAGUAAUAUUAUUUUCGAGUGGCUUCCAAACCGUCCAUUCACCGAUUCAUUCAUUGAUUGAGUCGAUUCUUCCUCACCCCCACUCUAAAAAGUCAGCGCCUUGUUUUGUCUAUGGAGGACGAUUGGGAUCUGCACGCGGUGGUUCGAGGCUGCGCCGCCGCCUCUUCAUCUUCUACUGGCGGCGGCGACGGGCGGCGCGAUUUCAGCGGCGGCGUUUCUCCGGCGGCAUGUUCUGGAGAUCCGUUACCGUUAGAGGAGGUGAAAAAGGAGACGGCGUUAAAACAGGAGGAGGACUUACGUCAUGAUCUGUACGGGCAGAGGCCGUUCUUGUUUCCGGAAUCUUCUGAAAUGACGAUAGUGCCCUCGCACAGUCUGCCCGGCCUAGGGAAUUCGUCUCCGCUCAGCUCUCUGCUUCUCGACAGAAAACCGGCGGCGGCGGCGGCGCCGCCGCCGCCGCCGUUCUCGGUGGUGAAUCUCCCGAAGGAGAGUGCUCAGAAAAAUAGCUCGUCGUCAAGACCUAGUUCAAAGAAACGAAAUGAUGUAUGCAGGAAGAGCGGGAUGAAGAGGGUGGUGAGUCACGUGGGAGCAGAAGAAGUGUGUGCGGAUGUGUGGUCAUGGAGAAAAUAUGGGCAGAAGCCUAUUAAGGGUUCUCCUUAUCCCAGAGGUUAUUAUAGAUGCAGCACUUCAAAAGGUUGCGGGGCUCGAAAGCAGGUGGAGCGCAACCGGUCGAACCCGGGAAUGUACAUCGUCACCUACACCGGCGACCACAACCACCCUAUGCCCGCCAACCGCACUUCCCGACACAAGCUUCCGCCCGAUCAUGCCAACCUCGAUAUCCUCAAACCAGCUAAUGAUCAAAAGUCGUCAAUGGAAGAAGAAGACAGUUUUUGCCCACUUGAAGACGAUUUUUUCGAUGGCUUGGAGGGCUUUGCCGCCUCCGGGAGUUGCUCCAUCGAUGAUUCUCCGGUGGAGUUCGACGGCGACGGAGAGAAUUGUCGUAAUGUUGUAUAAUUAAUUGCUUAGCAUGUAGAAGAAAUUACUUUGUAGUUUACAUAUAGGAGAGUAAAGUAGCUAGACAAGUUUGGAUUUGUUUAUUAAUUUUGAAAAAUUUUGUUAUUGUAUAGCUUGGUUAUUUAUUUUGUCAAUUUAUUUAGGUAUUUAAUUUAAG